Molecule: messenger RNA, 4881 nt
Organism: Salvelinus fontinalis (brook trout)
Lineage: Eukaryota; Metazoa; Chordata; Actinopteri; Salmoniformes; Salmonidae
Product: receptor-type tyrosine-protein phosphatase H
Exons: 19
Coding region: 846-3440 (864 amino acids)
Biological process (GO): protein dephosphorylation
Molecular function (GO): protein binding; protein tyrosine phosphatase activity
Source: RefSeq, a predicted model, not a curated record
AUGGUCACCCAGCUUCUUGAUGGUGUCGUGGCUGUCGGACAGGAAGUGCUGCUCUAGGAAGUCACACAGCUAAAGAGGAAGUAAAGUUGUAUUGUCAUGACCGGGUUACAACAGACAGCACAGCAUUGAGAUAGAUGCAUACUGCAGCGGAGGCCACAUGCUUUCUGCAGAUCUGCCAAGCACACCUCUGCCAGCUUCUCCCCGUGCUGACCACAGAUGGACAGUACCCAUUAGAGCUGCUGUUGAUGGGUUCCUGGCCAAGCACCAAAGGCAGACAGGCAUCCUGAAGCGAGUGGAUGGGACAUACAACUCUGCCAUCAGCUCUACCACCAGUAUCAUGACUCAUUAGCUGCUACAGCUAAACAAAUGUACUAAUGUGUAUUGCACCAUAUAGUAUUGUUUUUUCCCCUAUACAAGAUCUAGGGCGACUGUCUCAGUGGUUGGGUAAGCUUCUUCCUGGUUGUCCCGGUCCGUUCAGCACCAGUGUCUCCCAACCCCACCGUCUCGGGAUAGGGUCGGCUUUUCUUUUCUGGUGUACUGUGUGUUCUUAGGCAUGCUCCCACUAAUCUCGCUCUCUCUCCCCUCCCGGAUGACCUGAGCCCCUGGUCGUGCUGCAGAUUCCGUGCUGCUGGUCCAACUGCAGCUGUGGACCCCUGACCUGAUUUCAUCAUGUCUAUGUGCUACCUUGUCCCGGACCCCUGCUGAUUGAGCUAAGCCAGUGUCAAUCAUCUGUACUACCAACUGCUACACCUACAAUCCCACCUACAACCCCUAAACCACCUCCCGAGGAUGUAAAACAUGUCACUGUGACAGGGCAAAAUGAGUCCAGUGUAACUCUGGAGUGGAUGAAGGAUAUGAGGUACACUUAUGAACUGAAGUUCCAAAAUGGGACAUCAUUGAUAAACACCACUGCAACAAAUAAUGUACUAGAGACACAGACAGUCUCCUCUCUCACUGCUGGGACAGAAUACAACUUCACUCUCUUCAGUGUAGAAGGGAGUGACAGGAGCAGUGGAUUAAACUUUACAGCUGAUACUGCUCCCACCAACGUAGCUCAGGUCAAUGUGACAGGGCAAGAUGAGACUAAUGUAACUCUGCAGUGGAACAAAGUGAAUGGGAACGGGAUCACUUAUGAGCUGAGGUUCAGCAAUGGGACUAAUACGACCAUCCCUGUAUCUGAUGUAGAUGGACCAGUGACAUACACAGUCUCACCUCUCAAUGCUGGGACAAAUUACCACCUCCUUCUCUUCACUGUGUUCAAAGUAGUACCAAGCAAGGGAUACAAUUUCUCCGCCAUCACCCGUCCCCUCAGUGUAGGUGGUGUCAAUGUGACAGGGCAAACUGAGACCAGUAUAACUUUGGAGUGGAGCAAAGUGAAUGGCACAGGGAUCACUUAUGAGCUGCUGAACAACACCCUUAGGACUAAUACUAUCAUCCCUGCACCUGAUGAAAGUGGAACUGUGACACACAUAGUUUCACCUCUCACUGCUGGGAGAAAAUACGAGUUCACACUCUUCUCUGUGUUUGAAGAUGUCAGGAGUACUGUUGGAAGUCAAUUUUCUGCAGUCACUGCUCCCCUUAAUGUUGAGGCUGUCACAGUAACAGAUACACACCGAAAUGAGACCAGUGUAACUCUGGAGUGGAAAAAGCCGGCGAACGGAGUCUCUGGUUAUGUGCUGCAUUUCGACGAUAAUGGAAAUAAAGACAUUGAUAAUUUAGGAGAAACAGUGACAGAUCAAGUUUCAACUCUCGUUCCUGGGAAACGAUAUGCCUUCACCCUCUUCACUGUGUUUGAAGGCAUCAAGAGCAGUGGAGCAAGCGACUUCACAGUCACAAAGAUAUUUUGCUCUGCUUUAUCCUGGGAGGUCACCAGCUCAUCCAUUCAGACUGGGCUCCUGUCCGAGAUAGUCUCCUAUGGAGAAGCCAAUAAUGGCAGUCACACUGGAGUCGUCCAUAACGUUAAUGGCAAACUAUCAUUCACUGACCUUUACCCUGGCGCAAAAUACACGCUGACUCUUUGGUUUGAAAAGGAUUCUAAAAAACUUUCCUUGUGUAAACAGGUGGAGACUGUGGUUCCCCCAGCCCUGAUAAGACCGAGAUGUGACUAUUUAUCCAGUGGCUACGCUUUCUCUCUGGCCUGGGAUGUACCGGUGGGAAUAUGGACCAGUGUGGAGGUGAAUGUGACUGGGAAAAGCCCUCAGAGGGUGGAGGGAGAGUGGGUGAUGAAGGCGGACAUCGAUGGGGUUCAACCUGCCCAGACCUAUCAAGUGUCUUUGGCCUCAAUCUCUGGGCAUCGGAUGAGUAAGGCUGUCUCUUUCAGCUGUAAUACAGACCCAAGAGGGGUCAUUGCAGGGUCAGUCAUGGCUGUGCUGCUACUCUGCCUCCUGGUUUGUCUGGCUUUCUUCAUGUGGCGUCGGAAGCCAGAAAUAUUCAGCCGGCCCAAGUUGUUGUUUGUGGAUUCCAAACUAACCAGCAAUAAAUUCAAAGCUAUUCCCACGGGGAAGUUUUCAGACCACUACCACACAAUGAGCGCCGACACGAACAGAGGAUUCAGUGAGGAGUAUGAGGGCUUCAUCCCUGUUGGCACAGAGCAGACUCAAAAAGCAGCCCUUCUGGAGGAGAACAAAAACAAGAACCGUUUCACCAAUGUACUGCCAUAUGACUGGUGUCGGGUGAAGCUAACCAUCCUAAACCACAACAUGAGCUCUGACUACGUAAAUGCCAAUUACAUGCCAGGCUACAGUAACAGCAGACAGUACAUCGCUGCACAGGGUCCCCUGCCCACCACCGUCAACGACUUCUGGAGAAUGAUCUGGGAGCAAAGGGUAAAGGGUGUGGUCAUGGUAACCAACUGCACCGAAGGAGGGAGGACUAAAUGUGAGCAGUACUGGCCUUCGGACUACACCCCUUGCCUGUACGGAGACCUGUUGGUAACAGUCAGGUCAGAGAAAAGGGUAACCAACUGGACCCUGCGGGAGUUUGUAGUGAAAAGUAGGGACACAUCCGAGGAGCACCCUGUGAAACACUUCCACUUCACGGCCUGGCCCGACCACGGAGUCCCAGAGGGAACGGAGGCUCUGAUCCAGUUCAGAGGGCUGGUCCGACAGCACAUAGAGAGCCAAGAGAACAGCGGACCCACUGUGGUGCACUGCAGUGCUGGGGUGGGGAGGACGGGCACCAUCAUUGCUCUGGACGUGAUGCUACAACAGCUGGAGAGGGAGAAGGCGGUGGGAAUCGCUGCCUUUGUGCACAAGAUGAGGCUGAGCCGGCCGCUCAUGGUUCAGACGGAGUCGCAGUAUGUUUUCCUGCACCAAUGCAUCAUGGAUUCUCUGGAGCCCAAAGAGAAGAUGAUACAAGAAUCCCUUUAUGAGAACUCGGACCUGAUCUACGCCAACGCCACAGCACUGAGGGAGUUCCAAGCUGCCAAUCCAAAGGCCUGAAGAUAAGGCCAUGGAUUGUCUGCUGUGAGUUCGUUUUUUUUUCAAUCACUUUGGCACAUUUUUCAGAUGGAAAUGGUACAUUUGAAAAACUCUCUAAGUACAAAAUUCUAAACUGAUAACACUUGUAAUGCCCCUUACUUAAGCAAUAAUGCUUGAGGAAGUGUGCUAUAUGGCCAAUAUACCACGGCUAAGGGCUGUUCUUAGGCAAGACGCAUCGCGGAGUGCCUGGACACAGCCCUUAGCAGUGGUAUAUUGGCCAUAUAUCACAAACCCCCGAGGUGCCUUAUUGCUAUUAUAAACUGGUUACCAAUGUAAUUAGAGCAGUAAAAAUAAAUAUUUUGUCAUACUUGUAGUAUACGGUCUGAUAUACCAUGGCUGUCAGCCAAUCAGCAUUCAGGGCUCGAACCACCCAGUUUCUAAUAAACUAUAAUUCCAAAUGGUAGCGCAUAGUGACUCUUUCCACUUUGUCCUAUUGAAGCACACAGGCUGAUGGAGGAUGAUGAUGAAGUAUUUACAGCCACAUCCAUGUAUGAUUUGUUUUUACCUUCCAACAUAAAUUCAUACAUUUAUGAGAUAAAAAUAUAGAAAUGUAGUGUUCAGCAGUUAUCAAACUAUACAUGUUAACUAGUUCACUGGUUCGAAUCCCUAAACCGACUAGGUGAAAAAUCUGUACAAGGUGCACCUGUGUAAUGAUCAUGCUGUUUCAUCAGCUUCUUGAUAUGCCACACCUGUCAGGUGGAUGGAUUAUCUUGGCAAAGGAGAAACACUCACUCACUUGAGAGAAAUAAGACUUUUGUGCGUAUGGAAAAUGUGUAGGAUUUCUUUUUCAGCUCACAUGGGACGAACACUUCACAUGUUUAGAUUUUUGUUCAAUGUAGAUUGAAUAGGUAUCCAAAUUGAAAGAAUGAUUUGGUGCAGUGAACAAGUGACUGAAUUUGUUUGUUGUAAUCAGUCAAUUGAAAAUGUUAAGAUUUGAAUCAUGAGCUUUUUUGAUGACCUGUUUUGAGUUGUGAAAAUGUACCACAUUCUUGUGAAAAUUGCACCUAUGUGAUUGACUUAAACAAAAAGUUUAAUUUUGUAAUUUCUUCUGUAUGUUGAGAUUUUUAUUUAAAUAUAUUCACAUGUACAUAAUGUUUAAGCAUAUAUUGCAUGUAAUCAUUCACUGGCUAUGUUCAGGAGAAUUCAGCACACUUCACAUUCAUGUAGGUACUUUUUUUAAAAUCAUUGUGUUAGAAUACUCAAUGCUGCUUGUGUUUUCAAUAAAUGUCCAUUUUAGCCUAUCAAUUUCUAAAUCGCAAUUCAAAUGAUCCAUGGAGGAUUAGAUUUUUACUUGGCAUGUAUUGACAAUGUAUAAAAACAUGUAAAUAGAUAAACCCAUAGUAUUGUCAUUUGGUUUUCAUGUAUCACAAAGCGUGAUAAAAUAAAAUAUUUUUUUUGUCAA